AUGGAGAGCAGCCAGGGAAGCGGGAACAAAACCACCGGGGGCUUGGCUGGCUUCUUCGGAGCCGGCGGGGCAGGACUCUGGCACACGGAUUUGGCCAGAGUCCCGCUGACUGGUAUGAACCCUCUGUCUCCUUAUUUAAAUGUGGAUCCACGAUACCUGGUACAGGAUACUGAUGAGUUUAUUUUACCCACUGGAGCUAAUAAAACCUGGGGCAGAUUUGAACUGGCCUUCUUUACCAUGGGAGGAUGUUGUAUGGCAGGGGCUGCAUUUGGAACAAUGAACUGUCUACGGCUAGGAUUGAAGGAAACCCAGAACAUGUCCUGGUCCAAACCAAGAAAUGUACAGAUUUUGAACAUGGUGACUAGGCAAGGGGCACUUUGGGCUAAUACUCUGGGUUUUCUAGCUUUGCUUUAUAGUGCAUUUGGUGUCAUCAUUGAGAAAACACGAGGUGCAGAAGAUGACCUUAACACAGUAGCAGCUGGAACCAUGACAGGCAUGUUGUAUAAAUGUACAGGUGGUCUACAAGGGGUAGCACGAGGUGGGCUAGCAGGACUAACGCUUACCAGCCUCUAUGCACUAUGUAACAACUGGGAGUACAUGAAAGGCUCCUUACUCCAACAGUCACUCUGAAGAUUUCGCCAGCUUAUGAGUGGAGGACACUUUAGUAGUCAUCCAGAU
Molecule: messenger RNA, 678 nt
Organism: Canis lupus familiaris (dog)
Lineage: Eukaryota; Metazoa; Chordata; Mammalia; Carnivora; Canidae
Product: mitochondrial import inner membrane translocase subunit Tim23-like
Exons: 1
Coding region: 1-630 (209 amino acids)
Biological process (GO): protein import into mitochondrial matrix
Cellular component (GO): TIM23 mitochondrial import inner membrane translocase complex; mitochondrial inner membrane
Molecular function (GO): transmembrane protein transporter activity
Source: RefSeq, a predicted model, not a curated record